Olea europaea var. sylvestris is the source of this 1618-nucleotide messenger RNA. RefSeq names its product glucan endo-1,3-beta-glucosidase 11-like. NCBI's taxonomy places the organism in Eukaryota, Viridiplantae, Streptophyta, Magnoliopsida, Lamiales, Oleaceae. Gene Ontology annotation, biological process: carbohydrate metabolic process. Bases 197 to 1429 code for a protein of 410 amino acids. The record is from RefSeq and is a predicted model, not a curated record. Gene Ontology annotation, cellular component: plasma membrane. Gene Ontology annotation, molecular function: hydrolase activity, hydrolyzing O-glycosyl compounds. The transcript is spliced from 3 exons.
AACCAAAACCUCGAAAAACCAGAAAAAAUAAACAAGCACGCAAAGAAAGGAAUUCACAGGAGAUACCUUAUAUAUAUCUUUAUUUGCACAUCUCUUUCAUUUCCCCCUCUUUCCUUUUUUAUCAAAGAGAUAGAUUCUCUCUCUUUCUCUCUGAUCCCCCUUCUCCUUGAAGAAGCGCUCUCUCUCUCUCUCUCUAAUGGAAGCAUUUCCACACAAGAUUGCAAUAUUGCAUAUAUUUCUGGGAUUCUUUCUAACUUUAUCAGGUUUUGGUUCUGUAAGAGUAGUAGAUUCCCUCGGCAUAAAUUAUGGUCAAGUCGGAAACAAUUUACCACCCCCUGAUAAAGUUCUUGAGCUCCUGCACUCACUUAGGAUAACAAAAGCACGAAUUUACGACACAAAUCCUCAAGUUUUGACAGCAUUUGCCAACUCCAACAUAGAACUCAUGGUGACAGUUGAAAACCAAGUGUUAACAACCUUAAUGGAUCAACAACAAGCCCUUCAAUGGGUAGGAACCCAUAUUAGGCCAUAUUUUCCUACCACUAGGAUCACUGGAAUCGCUGUCGGAAACGAGCUUUUCGCCGGCGAUGACACGACACUAAUAACUAACGUCGUACCAGCCAUGGUGAGCAUUCAUGCAGCUUUAGUGAAAUUAGGGUUAGAUCAAUACAUUAAGGUUACAACACCCCAUUCUUUAGCAGUUCUUGCGGCAUCAUAUCCACCUUCUGCCGGAAGUUUCCAAUCUGAACUCACCGGUAUAAUGACGCAAAUUUUAAAGUUUUUGGCUGAUACAGAGGCACCAUUUUUGAUCGAUGCCUACCCUUAUUUUACAUAUAAAGAUGAUCCCAAUAGGAUUCCUAUAGAUUAUGUACUGUUCAACCGUAAUCCUGGAAUGGUUGAUCCUUACACAAAACUACAUUAUGACAACAUGCUGUAUGCUCAAGUGGAUGCAGUAAUAUUUGCCAUGGCUCGAUUAGGUUUUCAAGGGAUUGAAGUUAUGGUUUCCGAAACAGGGUGGCCAUCAAAGGGUGAUCCAGAUGAAAUUGGCGCGACGGUCCAAAAUGCCGGUAUGUACAAUCGGAAUUUAAUGAGAAGGCAGUUGAAAAAUGAGGGGACACCAUUAAGGCCUAACAUGAGACUCGAAGUUUAUGUUUUUGCAUUGUUUAAUGAAGACAUGAAGCCCGGCCCGACAUCUGAGAGAAACUAUGGGCUCUUCCAGCCCGAUGGAACGAUGGUAUACAGUGUCGGGAUUUCUGCGUUAUCCACUUCCUCAACUUCAACUUCAACUUCAUCUACGUCUAUUUUCCUAACUUCAAAUGCCAUCCAGGUUAAACAGAAGGGAAUGGGAUAUAAAAGCUUGAUGUGCUCAAUAUUUCUAUAUUUGCUGGUCUUUCAAGUUUUUUAUCAGAAGACAGAAGGUGUUAAUCCCUAGAUAACACAAGUAAAUAUCACUUUUGGAAGAGAAAAUUAAUUUUUGCACGUUUUGCACAAAAUUAAGUCUUCUUAUUUCGAAGUUGAAAUAAAUUAUAUUCUCCACUUACAUAUGUAUACAAAAUUAUAUGUAUAUCAUUUUGUCUUCAAAAUCUCCUCAUCUACUCUUGCUUUGGAUUCAACUCUUAAA